This is a messenger RNA of Naegleria gruberi, 762 nucleotides long. RefSeq lists its product as uncharacterized. Gene Ontology annotation, biological process: peptidyl-serine phosphorylation; autophagy. Lineage: Eukaryota; Heterolobosea; Eutetramitea; Acrasida; Naegleriidae. The record is from RefSeq and is a predicted model, not a curated record. Gene Ontology annotation, cellular component: cytoplasm. The annotation marks the transcript as partial. Gene Ontology annotation, molecular function: ATP binding; protein serine/threonine kinase activity. The transcript is spliced from 2 exons.
AGGGUAUUCCUUGGACAGGAUAAAUUAACAGGAGAUUUGGUAGCAGUAAAGGAAUUAAAAAGAAAAAACAUUGACAGUGUUGAAGGUUUGAAAGAACUUAUUGAUAAGGAAUUGAAAAUUUGUAAAUUAUUAUCACAAUCCCUAAAGGAUGGUGAAUCACAUAUUGGAAAAAAGUAUAUUUGUAAAAUAUAUGAUGUAAUUGAUACAGAACCCUUCCAUUAUAUUGUAAUGGAGUAUUUAGCUAAUGGAUCACUUGAGAAUCCUCUUGAGGAAAGAGAAACAUUCCCACCCGAAGUUGCAAAGAAAUAUAUCAAACAGUUAUCCUAUGCACUUGAUUAUAUUCAUAGUACACUAAAUAUAUGCCAUCGUGAUAUUCAAUUGGCUAAUUUAUGUUUGGAUGCACAUGGAAAUAUCAAGCUUGUAGAUUUUGGAUUGAGUGAUUUCUUUACCAAAGAGGCAACAACUCAUAAUUCAUUUUGUGGAAAUUAUGCAUCUCCUGAAAUGAUUUUAGCGACUAAAUAUAUAGGAUACGAGGGAGAUUGUUAUGGAAUGGGACUUUUAUUGUAUAAAUUAUUAUCAGGAUUUUUCCCAUUUCGUUCAAGUGUAGAUAAGAUUGUAGAACAAUACUACAUUCCAUUGGAUGAAUUGGAAAGGGAAGGUACAUUGAAUGAAUCCAGUAUAUCCUUAAUUAAAGGUCUUUUAGAAAAAGAUCCUUGUAAAAGAUUAACAACAAAAGAUGUCAUUAAUCAUGAAUGGUUACAA